UCAGGGUCCUGAGGUUCAUACUGAUUAUCUUCCAAGGGUCAUUUUGAAUUUCAGUAGUCACUGAUAAACAUAGGACGCGUUAGAAUGGGAAUAUAUUUUAUUUGCGGUUUGCUGUUUGCAUACUUUGCUUUGCCUGGAACCUUACGUGGAGAUUUGGCUUUCCGAUGCCCAAGUUGUACAGCGGAGCGUCUGGCUUUAUGUCCCAAAGUCACAGCAGCAUGUACAGAAAUAGUACGAGAGCCUGGUUGUGGCUGCUGUCCACUGUGUGCCCGGCUGGAGGGGGAGCUUUGCGGGGUCUAUACCCCGAGGUGUUCCGGCAGCCUGAGGUGCUACCCGAGCACAGACUCUGAAUUACCUUUGCAACAACUCAUCCACGGUUUAGGACGAUGUGGACAAAAAGUGGAUUUGGAUGUCACAACAACUCUGGACCAUGAGGCUACAAAUGAGGUGCAAGGGACCGAGAAUCCAAACACCAAAAGACCUGCCAUGGAGGCGUGGUUUUGGAUGGAGUCCGCCAGGCAGCAACACCUGAACGAGCGCAAAACCAAGAUGAAGACGAAUCAACUAGAGGACCCUCGAACCCAGAAAGUGCUACAGAGCGCCUGUCAGCAGGAGCUGGACAAGGUCUUAGAGGAGAUCUCCAAAAUGACCUCUGAGGAUAACAGAGGCCCGCUGGAGAACCUUUACGUUCUCAAAUUUCCAAACUGUGACAGACAUGGACUGUACAACCUCAAACAGUGCAACAUGUCCACCCACGGCCAGCGGGGCGAGUGCUGGUGCGUUAACCCCUUGACCGGAGUCCAGAUUCCCGCAACGCCUAAAGUCAGAGGGGAUCCCAACUGUAACCAGUUCCAGGAGGAGCUGAGAGCGAUGCCCACGGAAGCAGCGUCUUAUUAGCACAGCUCAGCACAUCCUGUGAUGGGGUUGGGUUCUCUCCAAAAAUUACAAAUCUGGGAGGAAAAAUUGAAGAAGAAUAUUUGACAAUUUGUCUCUUUUUUUUUUUUUUUUUUUAAUUUACAAGGUUCAAGGUUAAAGUAUACUAAACUACCUAAAGAAUAAAGUCGGCAUUAGUAUAUUUCACCUGUUGUCAACCAAUCUCACGAAAAGUCCAUCUCUCAAUGCUUUCUAAAUUCCCUAGCUUAUCUGUGGGACUCAGACCCAAGCCUGUGUAUUCCUAAAAAGAAAUGUAAUAUUUAAAAAGGAGGCACAAAUAUAUAUCUUUUUUUUCCAAGUAACGUCCUGAAACAGCUGGGCACUGUCGUUUUUAGCAAAUGUUAAUCAAACUGAAGUGAAUGGUUCAUUUGUUGGGAACUAUUUUUAGCUGUGGAUUAAUACACAUUUGGUGUGCUAGUAAGUGUUUGACUCAAACUAUAGUGCUUGUAAUAAAUCUCAUUGUAAUAAAGAAACCACCCAGUGCAUUUAUAGAGGAAAAAGUUACAUAAGGUCUUGGAUACUUGCCCGUAGGAUCUUUUCAUUGUUGCUUUCAGUCAUUUCAUGGGAUUUGUUAACAACAGAAAAUACAUACUGUAUAGAAUAUUACCAGCUUUAUCCUUUAAAGCUGCAUUAAUUAUUGUUUUUCUGUUUGUUUUUUUGGCCACUUGGGGGCAGCAGAACAAGCUGUUAACACAUUUGACAUAUUAUUAAUUUAUAGGCAAAUAUUCCAACAAACAACUGCCCAUUCCAGCAGACACAGAGCAAAAGUCCUUUGGAGUUGUGUUUUUGACCCCCUGACAAAAAAAAGUCCAAUAUUCACUCUUGUUUUAACUCUCUUUGGAUCUCCACCAACUCCUGAGAAAAAAUAUAUGGCUCUUUAGCCGCUAAAUGCUCCACUAUGUUCGCUAACUUUGUCUGUCUGCUGCCUGGUGCUGUGCAGCUAGCGUAGACCUACAGUGGGUUUAGUGGGUACAGUGGGUAUAGGCUAAUGAGAGUGGUGAGACGGCACCAACACAGUAAAGCAAAGAAAAUCAAAACAAGAGACUAAAUGCUCUUCAGAGCUGAGGGGAACUGCAGAGUUGGGUGAUAAUUGUCUGUGGGUUUGUCUCUAUGAGCGACCACUUUCACAUUGCACAGAGUCAUUUGGUCUGUAGACGGGUUUCUAUGUGACGUCAUCACAGAGAGAUGCGUUCGCAGCUAGGGUGGCAGAAAGCACGGCAUGUCUAGCAGAGCCAAGCUGCAAAGCAGAGACGACAAGGAGUUGUUUUGCAGUAGACUGCACCAACCGCAGUAAACAUGGACUGAAAAUGUUUAAUAGUCUGAGGGGAUCACAUGCCUUUGCUAAAAACAGAAGGAGAUUAUGGAUCCAGGCCUGGCGGGCAAAAGCAUUCUAGUCACACAGCGCUAGCAAAGCAGUGGGUGGUCAUGGCGAGAUGUCACGCUCCACAGAUCAAUAAAAAUGAACUGAUCAGCAACAGUGUGAUUGACCCACACUCUAAGGAAAUAUUUAUAUACAUUUAGUGACUAUGCCUUAAAACUUAAUUACGGCUCCAAAUUGCUGUAACGUUACGCGACUACGGUGGGGAUAAGCUCACUCCGGCAUGCCGUAACGUUACAUUUUGAAGGGAAGACGUCUGGUAGACGAUCAAGAAGCGGCCAUGGAAGCUAACGUUUGUUUAAAUUGGAAUCAGACAUAUCUGCAAUAAUGUAUUGACUUUUGGCGUUACGUUUGCGACUGAGGGCUAACCGCUAACGCAGCAACAUGCUAUUAAAUAGAGAGCCGUCAGGUGUCUAAGUUUAACGUUCACCUGCCCAACAUACAAAGAGCUGCUGUGUGACUGGUUUUACUAAUAACAAGACCAAAAUCCACACUUCCAGUUUUAUAUUAAUGUUAUACCUGUUGAGGAAUCGCUAAAGAAAAAGUGUCUGGCGGCGGCCAUCAAGUGAGGCUCACGUAACUUGAACUCCGACCGGAUUGUCAACCAAACAGACCCUGACUCCCCCAGGUCAAAAAUCACACUUAAGUCUGAUCUAACGUUAGACAUUUCAUAACACGAUUACGACCAGCUGCCAAAGCGGUUUUGCCCCCUGCAUGCGCGCGCCACCAGUAAUGUUUGUAUAAAAGAAACCCGUCUAUUGUUAGUAUAGAAAUAUUGAUUAGUGCAGCAUUAAGGUUAAACCUACUAAGGCUUUUAUUUGCAUUCAAAGGACUUAUACACUAUAUCACUAACUGUUAUGAUUUUGUAUUUCUUUUUAGGUUACCAAUGUAACAUCUGUCCAGUACUACAGAAACAAUAAUUGCCUUGGCUUACUCUGCAUUUAUGUUUAUCUCAUCUACACUGAAACUGUUACAUAAACCAAUAAAUAAAAAAACAUUCUGCAUACUUUUAUUCACAUGUGUUCAUAUGUUGACAUGAAUUUCAGAUAAAAAGUAACUGUGA
Molecule: messenger RNA, 3374 nt
Organism: Sebastes umbrosus (honeycomb rockfish)
Lineage: Eukaryota; Metazoa; Chordata; Actinopteri; Perciformes; Sebastidae
Gene: igfbp2b
Product: insulin-like growth factor binding protein 2b
Exons: 4
Coding region: 85-897 (270 amino acids)
Biological process (GO): regulation of insulin-like growth factor receptor signaling pathway
Cellular component (GO): extracellular region
Molecular function (GO): insulin-like growth factor II binding; insulin-like growth factor I binding
Source: RefSeq, a predicted model, not a curated record